AUGGACGCCGACGAUUGCCUCGUCAUCCACAACGUUUCCAGCCUCGGUGGCUUCCUUGGCCGCACGCUCCCAGUGUCGUUGAAGACCUUGAACUGGAACGUGGCCUUUCACCGAGUCGUCGACAACGCCACGCUGGAAGAGCUUGCGACCGCCGUCGCCCACACGCAGCUCGAGCGCCUCGACUGCAGCGUCGUGAGCCAGCUCGCGACACGGAAGCUGCUCAUGCAGACGCUUGCGACGACGUGCCCACAUCUCGAGAGUCUCCAUGUCGACGAUCAUUAUCUGACGCGCGACGGGGCCACCGCUGCUCUCACUGGCGUCUUGGGAUUACCCCACAUGACGACACUCACCCUCUCGAUGUGUCUGCUGGAUGUGAUGCUCGUACUCGCGGAGCUCGUUGCUGCGGGCCGCCACCUCCGCCUCCUCGCCUUGACGACCCUCGGACGGCCCAACGACGAAGCGGAAAAGCGCGCGACCUGUCGGGCACUAGCACGCGUCCACGACGUCCCAUUUGUGCUCGAGACGCUGCCAGCAACGAUGGGCAAAUUCGUGAUCGACGCGCUGACUCCACGCGCCGACCGUCACCAGUGUGGAUUGCGUCUCUAAACACUACGGAUGCUAACUAGUACAUGUAGUACAAUCUCCUAUCGUUGAUGGACCUAGCGCUGGUUCCGUCUUGCGU
Saprolegnia diclina VS20 is the source of this 682-nucleotide messenger RNA. RefSeq lists its product as hypothetical. The record is from RefSeq and is a predicted model, not a curated record. The coding region runs from base 1 to 606 and encodes 201 amino acids. Lineage: Eukaryota; Oomycota; Saprolegniomycetes; Saprolegniales; Saprolegniaceae. The transcript is spliced from 3 exons.